Messenger RNA from Aspergillus welwitschiae, 621 nucleotides. RefSeq lists its product as uncharacterized. Lineage: Eukaryota; Fungi; Ascomycota; Eurotiomycetes; Eurotiales; Aspergillaceae. Bases 67 to 237 code for a protein of 56 amino acids. The transcript has a single exon. The record is from RefSeq and is a predicted model, not a curated record.
GGUCGCUCUCUGCAUGUGCAUUCGCUCAGGUCCUUGCAGAUUUCGUGCAGCGAUUCGGCCAUAUUUAUGAAUCCUCAAGGUAGGUACACGUCGAUCACGAUCCUUCGUCUACUUUUGCCUCUUUUUUUCGCCCUUUGUUGGUUUUGUUUCCUUGUUGCCAUGUAUCUCUCAAUUGAUCACUUAUUCCCACCACCUACACCCUUCCAAGGGGGUCUUGAUCGUCCCCUUGCCUCAUGAUGAUGUGCUUGCGAAUAAAGACCCCCCAAUUUCCCUCCAUCUUGGGGAGUGGUGUUCAUUCAGAAUGUCGAUAUAAUGAGCACAUGCUAUCCUCCCUACAUGAUUCGAGAGAUCGUUAUCAAACCUCUCGAUUCUCGUUGAAGUCGAUGAGCAGAUAGAUCAAGUUGUGGUAUGUAUACACUGGUUUAGACAAGCCCCAAGCCAUGGGUUUGUUCGAAAAGCCUGGCGGUUUUUUAAGCUUCAUUGAAUUCCAAGUUAUCGGAUUCUCCCAUUUACCAUCAACAUUAUGUGAAAGAGCGAAAACUAUGGAAAUCAAUAAGGAAAAUAACAAAAAUAAAAGAAGAAAAACAAAAAGAAAAGAAUGCAGACUUUAUUGCCUAGGGU